GCCGGCUGUGCUCCGCGGUCGCGACGACGACUCGGCGAGUCGAUAGGACGGCAGUCGAGAAGAAGGAGCUGAUCGUCGUGAAAGAGCAACGCGCCAAGUGUAAACGGCGACAAGUGUACGCGCGCGAGCGCGCCGACGAGGGAAUACUCGCGCAGCAAAUUGUCGCGGCAAAGUCUGAGAUCCGGUACAUCUAAACAUGGAGUUGACACGAUUACCUUCGACACUGGCUUUGGCUUUGGCCCUGGCCUUCCUCUCGACGGCACACCGUUGCGACGCCACCUCAGAAAGUAUAAUCGUUGUGUCGAGUGAUACUUCCGCGAUAUACGAAUACGUGAACAAGACUCAACGAGAGCUGCGCGCGAAUAUUGCCGACGAAGCGAUCGAAUUCCCGAUUCCAGCUGCUUCGCUAUCUCGCAGUGCACUCGCGCGCGAGUCCGUCAUGCUCCAUUUACGCCUUUUAAAUGCUCUAUUCUUAGCCUAUCUCUAUUAUCUGCCGUUCUAUUUGCACCAGAAUCGAGUCGAAUCUCACGGCUCGUACGAGUCAUCGCGAGUGGAGCAGGUCACCGUCUUCGCCUCGCAUUCUCGUAGCCGGGAGACCUGCGACAUCGAGGGAGAAGAUAUCACCGUCGAUAAGAUCCUGAACACGAGCUGCUUCCGCUGCAUUUGCAAGAAUGGAUUCGUGGAGUGUUUGAAACAACAGUGUCCAAACAUCGAAGGCUGCUACGCGUUGCUGGACCCUCGCGACAACGAGUGCUGCCACAAAUGCACAGGGUGCAUGCAGAACGGCGUUUAUCAUGCAUCGGACACGGAGUGGACGGAAGAAAACGAUCCCUGUCAAAUAUUCACCUGUAAAGCGGGCGUCAUCACUGAAUCGAGACUACGGUGUUACACGCCCUGUUCUCAUCCGAAAGCCGCCCCAUCUGGCCAGUGUUGUCCUAUAUGCGAAGGUUGUUUAGUGAAUGGACAGAAAGUGACGGAGGAUAGGUCGGUGACGACGACGGAAGACCCCUGCGUAACCUGCAAAUGCAACAAGGGGCAUCUCACCUGCGCGAAGCAAGCCUGUCCGACGCUUAAUUGUCCUCUAACGAGGAUCGUCAAUGAACCCGGGGAAUGCUGUCCACAUUGUCGAGGCAGUGCAAGAUUUUUCUCACCUCCGAAAGGCGCGUGCAUGCUAGGCACGGGUUUGUAUACCUCGGGUAGUGAAUUUUACGCGGAUCAUUGUACGCGCUGCACCUGCGUCAAUUCGGCGAUCUCGUGCAUGAGGGAGACCUGUCCGGUGCUGGAAUGUCCCAGGGAACAUCAGGUGACCCAACUCAACCGCUGUUGCCGGCAAUGCUCGCUCGUCGAGGAGAGCAGAGCUUCUUGCUCUUAUGGUGGAAGAACUUAUGUGGCGAGUAUCACGCUUUUAUUCGUCGUCAUGCAAUCUUAUCCAUCGCAGGAUGGCGAAAAUUGGAAGCUGGAUUCCUGCAAGACAUGCACCUGUAAACAGGGCAAAGUGCGCUGCGCAAUGCCUCAGUGUCCACCGAUGAACUUCCGUUGCCCGCCAAAUUCCAAAUUGGAACAUCCGGAAGGCCAAUGCUGUCCGCGAUGUGUCGAACGUGACGGAGUUUGUACAGUUUUUGGAGACCCGCACUAUCGCACAUUUGACGGUAAAUUCUACAGUUUUAAGGGAGCAUGCAAGUAUCAGUUGGUUACCGAUUGUUUCUCUCACACAUUCAGCAUACGGGUAACCAAUGAUGCUAGAAAGACGAAAUUUUCAGCGUGGACCAAAACUAUUGCUAUAAAGAUCGGUGAUCUGAAAGUAAAUCUUGGUCAGAAAAUGAGAGUGAAAGUAAACGGGAAGAAGGUGGAUGUUCCUUAUCGCGUUGCUAACCAACUGGACCUCAAUCGUACAGACGACAGUGUAAUUGUCAAUACGCGAAUCGGGGUCAAGGUUCAUUGGGAUGGUAUCAGCUUUCUCGAAGUGUCUGUGCCUUCGUCAUAUAGGAGUAAACUAUGUGGUCUUUGUGGUAACUUCAAUUCUCAAAUCAAAGACGACUUUACUGUGCGACAUGGACGAGUGGUGCAGGAUCCGCAGCAGUUUGGUCAAUCCUGGGUUGUGGGUGGUGCCAAGAAGACGUGUCCUCGAACAAAAUUCGGAAAUAAUACCAGGCAGAGACCUACCAGCUUACGUCUCCUCUUCGACAUUCUUCGCGAUGUUAUCUUUCUAUUCCCAAGAGCUCCUUCUGUCUGCGAGAGCGUGCAGACCGGACGCGGCGGAGUGCUCGGCGAGAAUCUACUAGUCACCACUUCGUAUCAAUAUGCAUUAACGUCAGACUCUGACUCGAGUGCCUCUAGUAGCGACUGUUCGUCGACGCGGAGCGGUGGCGAUUUCGCGCUCAUUCGUACGGAAAUCUCACGUGGGUCACAGCAGCACAAGUACGCAGCCAUGACGUCCGGAACAUGGAUCUCACAUGUGUGUAUGUGUGCGUCACGAUUUCACGCGAAAUCCCGUAGAUCCGAGAGGAAGCAUUACGAGUCAAAACUAGAGUCGUGCAAAUAUCGGAAAAUGGAUGAUCUUGUGUCGCACGGAGUGAAGCACAAAAAGUAAACUCAUAUUUAGCUCUAAC
Molecule: messenger RNA, 2609 nt
Organism: Cyphomyrmex costatus
Lineage: Eukaryota; Metazoa; Arthropoda; Insecta; Hymenoptera; Formicidae
Gene: cv-2
Product: crosveinless 2-secreting protein
Biological process (GO): positive regulation of BMP signaling pathway
Cellular component (GO): extracellular region
Molecular function (GO): BMP binding
Source: RefSeq, a predicted model, not a curated record